AAAACAGUGAAUGUUAUGAAAGGACAGUUCUACCUGUAGGCUCAGGGUAUCUAAUGCCCAGUGCUGCAUAAUAAAUACUAAUCAUGAAUCCUGCACUUAAGGCAAAUGCCUACUUCAAUGUCCUUAUUGGAGGAGGUAGUGGAUUUAUUGGUAAAGAACUAGUCAAACAUUUACGUAUGAAACAUAACAUCAAUUCAAUACUGGUUUCUAGAAGUUCUGGAGAAAAGAGAAUAACUUGGAAUGAUUUGGAAAGACGAGGUUUGCCUGAGAACUGUAUUGCAGUUGUCAAUCUCUCAGGUGAAAAUAUUCUCAAUCCACUGAAAAGAUUUUCUGAAGAUUUUAAAGAAGAAGUAAGAAGAAGUAGAAUAGAUACUACUAAGAAGUUAGCUGAUGCCAUUGUUAAGGCCGAGAAGAAACCACAAGUUUUUGUCACUAUGUCUGGUGUUGCUUAUUAUCCACCAGAUGAAAAUAAAGUAUAUGAUGAAGAUAAUAAAUGUGAAGAAUAUGAUUUUUUAUCUAAAUUAACCAAGGAUUGGGAAGCUGCUAGUAAUUUACCGGAUUCUGUUAGUGUUAGACAAGUUACUGUCAGAUCAGGUGUUGUACUUGGAAGAAAUGGUGGAAUGAUAGAUAAUAUUCGCUUGCCAUUUAAAAUGGGUCUAGGAGGCGUGAUAGGCAGUGGAAAACAAUGGUUACCAUGGAUACACCUUAGUGAUAUCGCAGGCAUCUUUGAUCAUGCCAUACAAAAUGACAAUGUAUCAGGGAUUUUAAAUGGAGUGGCCCCUGAGGCUACCACUUAUGCUCAGUUUGUAAAAGCUUAUGCUAAAGCUAUGCACAAGCCUGCUUUUUUUCCUACUCCAGCGUUUGCCAUGAAUACAAUUUUCGGACCGGAGAGGGCCAAAGUUAUUUUGGAAGGACAGAAUGUUAUGCCAAAAAGAACAUUAGAAUCUGGUUUUAAAUUUGAAUAUCCAACUAUUGAGAAAGCAGUAGAUGAGAUAGUUAAUAUCUAUAUACCACGUGAAGCAGUUUUCAAAGAAUGAAAGAAUUCAAAAUAAGUUCUUCCUGACAGUGAAUUAUGCAGUACAGAUGAACCCUUCUUCAAAUAGAUAUGGCAUAUGUUCUGAGCAUAGAAAACAACAACCAUUUUGAAUAUACAUGUAUGUGACUAAGAAAUUCUUAGGCUAGAGAAAAGCUAUUACUAUUUAAUGGUAUUAUGAAUGGUUUUUGUGUAUUUGUGGACAUUUUGACAGAGGUGUCUAAUAAUACUGGAUUUAAAAAAAAGUUGAUAUAAGUGAAAAUAAUUGUUUUGUUUACAAAUGUGAUGUUAAAUAUAUUUGUUUUUCAUUUAUCAAAGUUGAGUUCUUUCCAUUAAUAAUAAAUACUGGAAAUGUCACUUUAGGUGCAUACUAGAGAAGAUUGUCAAAUUUUGAUCCAUUCACAUUGGUGGUUUAAAGCCACUUUCAGCAGCAAUAAAAUCUAUCCACUUGUUGGAACACUAAUUGAACGGGGAACAUAAUCCGAAUUAAUAUCAGUUUCAUUUUAACUGAAAUCAAUAUCGUCCAGUGAGAAAAAACAAAAAUAAUGAAGUAAUUUAAUAAACACUGUAAACAAAUGCAUAUUAACAAUGAUUCAAUAUUCAAUGAUCAAGAAAUACAGAGUAUGAUUUACAAAAACUACAGUUAUUAGAAUUUACUGGGCAGAUUUCGCAAUUUGAUCUUUUAGAAUAAGAAUACUCUGUCUUUGCUCCGGAGGUAAAAUUGCUAUCUGCUGAUCAGUCAAUUGCAGAACCUGCAUAAUCAGUGCAGCCUUUUCUUGGUCUUGUGAUGAAAUUUGAGUCCCUGACCCAGAAGUAAGGUUUGCUAGACCAGCUAAGUUGGGCAUGGCACCUCCUGACAUUCCUCCAAGUCCAGGGAUGCCUCCAGUAUUUGGUUGCAUGCCACCUGAAUUGGGCAUACUGGAUGCCAUAGACCUAUUGGGCAUGUUUCUAUCACUCAUCAUUCUUGGAUCUAAUGAUUCCAUUUGAUUUGGGAAUUGGCCUCCGGCAUCUGAUCGUGAAGUUGGGGGUCCUCUCAUAUCUGGCAUCAUUCCAGGUCCUGGUGGUCCUCUACCCAUUUGAGGCCCAGUGCCACCCAUUGGAUGGAUUAACUCCGCCCAUCAAUGGUCUAGGACCACCCAUUUGCGGACCAGGUCCUCCCAGCUGUGGUCCUGUUCCACUCAUUUGAGGACCAGGGCCGCCCAUCAAUGGUCUUGGGCCACCCAUCUGAGGCCCAGGUCCACCCAUUUGAGGAUUAACUCCACCAAUCAAAGGUCUUGGUGCACCCACUUGUUGUUGUCCAGGGCCCAUUCCCAUAUUUGGCUGAGGAGGAUUAUUCUGUUGUAUUGGUGCAGUGCUCUGGUCAUUUUCUCUGUAAAGCAUAGUUAAGGCCACUUGUGGGUCCACAAUCUUCAUGACAAUUUGGGCUUGUAGGAGAGCAUAAGCCAGUUGUGGAUUAGCAAGCAGCAUGUUGCGAGCUUCAUUUGGAUUAUUCUGAAUACAUAAUUUCAUCUGCUUCAUCAGCUCGAACAUCUGCUCUGGAGGCAAACUGGCAACAGCUUGUGAAAUAGCUUCAGGUGCCUUUUCUGGUUCCACUGGAUCACCAUAGGGACUCUCCAUCAUUUGUCCAGCAAUACCCAUUUUCAUAUCAUCUUUACUGUUUUCUCCAGCAGCCACACCUACUCUUAAUGGUCUUCCAUUAAAAUCAUGAUUGUUAAGAUUUCUCAUGGCACUUUGAGCAGUUUCAGUAUCCUGAUAUUCACAGAAACCAUAACCUUUGGGUUUACCAGUCUCUCUAUCAUACACAAGCCUAAAACUAACUACUGGCCCAGCUUGUAAAAAUAUGUCUUUCAACUGUUCUUCUGUGGCUUCAUAUGGAAUAUUGCCUACAAACACGGAUCGUGUUGCUCUUUCAGUGCCACCAUCACCACCCAUCUGACCACCUAAAAGGUCCAUUUGCUGCAAAGCACUCGGUGGCAUCGUGCUCGCCAUUUGAUUUCGUAAAAAAGACAUUUUGUAGUUGUAAAUUACGAACGUCCAUCCGCAAC
Molecule: messenger RNA, 3078 nt
Organism: Lottia gigantea (owl limpet)
Lineage: Eukaryota; Metazoa; Mollusca; Gastropoda; Lottiidae
Exons: 7
Coding region: 84-1037 (317 amino acids)
Source: RefSeq, a predicted model, not a curated record